Messenger RNA from Salmo salar (Atlantic salmon), 5099 nucleotides. It is a transcript of the gene ogdha, whose product is annotated as oxoglutarate dehydrogenase a. Lineage: Eukaryota; Metazoa; Chordata; Actinopteri; Salmoniformes; Salmonidae. The record is from RefSeq and is a predicted model, not a curated record. Gene Ontology annotation, molecular function: oxoglutarate dehydrogenase (succinyl-transferring) activity; thiamine pyrophosphate binding. Gene Ontology annotation, biological process: tricarboxylic acid cycle. Gene Ontology annotation, cellular component: mitochondrion; oxoglutarate dehydrogenase complex.
CCAAUCCUCAUUGUGGCUAGCUUCACAUAGGUGUCUCUCUCACACCGCAGUUGCUUUUGGUGUUGCUACUCGCUGUCAUUUCCAUUAAGACAGAGGGCAACGCGGCAGAACAGAGGUUAGGAAACAAACACCGCUGACAAGUGAAAACCACAGGCUCUCUGGAGAAAGUUUUCCUGUGGAUCAUUUGACUGCAGUUUGGUUGAAGUGAAAGGAGUGUCCAUCCCACUCUGUGAUUGUUUGGAGAGACAGGCGAGUUGUGUGCUAAAGGACUGCGAUGCACCGCUUAAGGACUUGUGCUGCCCGGCUGCGGCCGCUGACAGCCUCUCAGACUGCUCAGAACUUUUCACAGCAGAGGCGUGCGGCCGUACCAAGGACUUUUCAGCCAUUUAGGUGCUACACCGCACCUGUGGCUGCCGAGCCUUUCCUCAAUGGAACAAGCUCCAAUUAUGUGGAGGAGAUGUACUAUUCAUGGCUAGAGGACCCCAAGAGUGUUCAUAAGUCUUGGGACGUUUUCUUCCGCAAUGCCAAUGCAGGUGCUCCCCCAGGCAUGGCCCACCAGAGCCCUCUGAGCCUGGCCGGUCUCCCUCAAGCCCAGUCUUUGGCGGGGGCUCAGCCCAAUGUGGAGAAGCUGGUGGAGGAUCACCUGGCUGUCCAAUCCCUCAUUCGUGCCUACCAGAUCCGUGGGCACCAUGUUGCUCAGCUGGACCCGCUGGGGAUUAUGGAUGCCGAUCUGGACUCUCACGUCCCCAAUGACAUUAUAACGUCCUCGGAUAAACUCGAUCUGGCAAUGUUCAAGGACCGUCUCAGUAUUCUAACUGUCGGAGGGUUCUAUGGACUGGACGAGUCGGACUUGGACAAAGUGUUCCGCCUGCCUACCACCACCUUUAUCGGGGGCACUGAGACCGCCUUGCCCCUGAGGGAGAUAAUCCGCCGCCUGGAGAUGGCCUACUGCCAGCACAUCGGGGUUGAGUUCAUGUUCAUCAAUGACCUAGACCAGUGCCAGUGGAUCCGGGAAAAGUUUGAGAAGCCCGGCGUCAUGCAGUUCACCCUGGAGGAGAAGAGGACCCUGCUGGCCCGUAUGGUUCGCUCCACCAGGUUCGAGGAGUUCCUCCAGAGGAAGUGGUCGUCAGAGAAGCGCUUCGGCCUGGAGGGCUGCGAGUCUCUGAUCCCCGCCCUCAAGACCAUCAUUGACAAGUCCAGCGAGAAGGGUGUGGAGAACGUCGUCAUGGGCAUGCCACACAGGGGUCGUCUGAACGUGCUGGCCAACGUCAUCCGCAAGGAGCUGGAGCAGAUCUUCUGCCAGUUUGACUCCAAACUGGAGGCUGCUGAUGAGGGCUCUGGUGACGUCAAGUACCACCUGGGGAUGUACCACAGGAGGAUCAACCGUGUGACGGACCGCAACAUCACUCUGUCCCUCAUGGCCAACCCCUCCCACCUGGAGGCUGUGGACCCCGUGGUGCAGGGCAAGACCAAGGCCGAGCAGUUCUACUGCGGAGACACCGAGGGACACAAGGUGAUGUCCAUCCUGAUGCACGGUGACGCUGCCUUCGCCGGUCAGGGCGUCGUGUACGAGACCUUCCAUCUCAGCGACCUGCCGUCCUACUCCACCCACGGCACAGUGCACGUGGUCGUCAACAACCAGAUUGGCUUCACCACUGACCCCCGUAUGGCGCGCUCCUCUCCGUACCCCACUGAUGUGGCCCGGGUGGUCAAUGCUCCCAUCUUCCACGUGAAUGCUGACGACCCUGAGGCUGUGGUGUACGUGUGCAACGUGGCCGCCGAGUGGAGAGCCACCUUCCACAAGGACGUGGUGGUGGACCUGGUGUGCUACCGGCGGUUGGGACACAACGAGAUGGACGAGCCCAUGUUCACCCAGCCCCUGAUGUACAAGCAGAUCAAGAAGCAGAAGGGAGUGAUGCAGAAGUAUGGCGAGAAACUCAUCGCAGAGGGGGUUGUCACGAGACAGGAGUACGAGGAGGAGAUUGCAAAGUAUGAUAAGAUCUGUGAGGAGGCACAUGUUCGCUCCAAGGAUGAGAAGAUCCUCCACAUCAAACACUGGCUGGACUCUCCCUGGCCUGGUUUUUUCAACCUGGAUGGCCAGCCCAAGAGCCUGACCUGCCCGUCCACUGGCCUGACUGAGGAGGAGCUGACCCACAUCGGACAGGUGGCCUCCUCAGUGCCAGUCGAAGACUUCACCAUCCAUGGAGGUCUGAGCCGUAUCCUGAAGGCCCGAGGGGAGAUGAUCAAGAACCGCACGGUGGACUGGGCCCUGGGAGAAUACAUGGCCUUUGGCUCUCUGCUCAAAGAGGGCAUCCACGUUCGCCUCAGCGGCCAGGACGUGGAGAGGGGCACCUUCAGUCACCGACACCAUGUGCUGCACGACCAGAACGUGGACAAGAGAGUUUGCAUCCCCAUGAACCACGUGGCCCCCAACCAGGCCCCCUACACCGUCUGCAACAGCUCCCUGUCUGAGUACGGCGUGCUGGGUUUCGAGCUGGGCUUUGCCAUGGCCAGUCCCAAUGCCCUGGUCCUGUGGGAGGCCCAGUUCGGAGACUUCCACAACACAGCCCAGUGCAUCAUCGACCAGUUCAUUUGCCCCGGCCAGGCCAAGUGGGUCCGCCAGAAUGGCAUAGUCCUGCUGCUGCCCCACGGCAUGGAGGGCAUGGGCCCAGAACACUCCUCUGCUCGUCCAGAGAGAUUUCUCCAGAUGUGCAACGAUGAUCCUGAUGUGCUCCCAAGCAUCACAGAAGACUUUGCCAUUCGCCAGCUCCACGACUGCAACUGGAUUGUGGUCAACUGUUCAAACCCUGGCAACUUCUUCCACGUGCUGAGGAGGCAGAUUCUGGCGCCUUUCAGGAAGCCUCUCAUCGUUUUCACCCCCAAAUCCCUGCUGCGCCACCCCGAGGCGAGGUCCAACUUUGACGAGAUGCUGCCAGGCACAGACUUCCAGCGCCUGAUCCCAGAUAAUGGCCCAGUGGCCCAGAACCCAGCCGGGGUGAAGCGCAUCGUCUUCUGCACAGGGAAGGUGUACUACGAACUCACCAAGGAACGCAAGGCCCAUGGCAUGGAGGACACGGUCGCCAUUGCUCGCAUGGAGCAGCUGUCCCCCUUCCCCUUCGACCUGGUGAAGGCUGAGAGCGAGAAGUACCCCAAUGCCGACCUGGUGUGGUGCCAAGAGGAGCAUAAGAACCAGGGCUACUACGACUACGUCAAACCCCGCAUGCGCACCACCAUCGAUCGCGCCAAGCCUGUCUGGUAUGCUGGUCGCCCUCCUGCUGCGGCCCCAGCCACAGGAAACAAGAAGGCCCACCUGGUGGAGCUGAAGAAUUUCCUGGACACUGCCUUCGAUCUGGAUGCCUUCAAGGACCAGAUGUAACUAUUUCUUCCGGCUUCCUCUGUCCCAGGAUAAGGGGUAGCCUUCACCCUCCACUGCAACCGAGGCCCCUCCUCCGUCCCAUACGCCCACAUACCCCCUGGACUUGGCCCUCAGAGCAAGCCUACUCUCCUGGUGGGUGUCUCUGUCUCUAGCCCACAACGGCAACAGUCUUGUUCAUUUAAGUCAUUGCUAUCUUCCCCUACCCAGGCCCUCCCUCAUCGACUCCCCCUGGUCCUGUCUCAGCGUGCCCUAGCCCACCUUCAUCAGACACAUGCCUCAAGACCACACAUUUAGCAGUAGACAGCCAGUCAGGGGUUAGGCAAGAGAACCUUUGUACAGUCAGUGAUCCUUAGCUUGGUUUUUAUUUUCUAUACCUGUAUUUCUCUGGUUAACACUCCACUCACCAACACUAUAACCUUCUUGUGUUGGGUUUUGCUUAAGCCCUGUGUGUGUGUGUGUGUGUGUGUGUGUGUGUGUGUGUGUGUGUGUGUGUGUGUGUGUGUGUGUGUGUGUGUGUGUGACCAAAGCACAUUGUUUAUAAAGCUUUAUAUAUUUUUCCGUGUGUUUCAUUCUGUUGCUGUCACAAUGUCAUCCUUUUGAAAAGCGUCUCCUUACACGUUUCAUCCCAGGUCUCCUUUCAUAGCCAAAGGACAGGGCAACUGUUGCAACCAGUUUAAAAUAUGUACCACUAGUAUUUGGCAAAACACACAACGGUUAGUUCAAUGGCCAUGAUUAGACCACAUAAUUUCGAGGAGAACCAGGUGUUUCCCCCCUCCUGUUCUCUGCUCUGAGCACACUGCAGGGAUGAACUUGUCUUGGUCUCUACCCCUCCCUCUCUCUUCUCCAGGGCUAUCCAUCUCCUUGGUGAGUGCUACUGACAUCACCACCAUCUGCAACUGCUUUACAUUUGUCUGUUUAUUGGAUGUAUGUGUGUUAGUUGAUUUGAAAGGCAAAAAAAACUUUCUCAUUCUUGUAAUGGCUAUUAGAAUAAGAGGUAUUGAAUGCGGAAAACAUUUUCACUGUCACAUUGUGUUCAGUGAAAUACUAGUACAUUUAACAUGACAAAUGCUCUUUUAUCCAUCUUGCACCAUUUCUCGCGAAAGAGGCUGAGACUUAGAUAAGGGAAAUUUGAGUGAUGAACCAGUGAGAUGAGUUGGUACCAUGUUUGCAUUUAUAUAUAAGGAGUGUUGAACUGGUCAAAUGAGUUGGUACCAUGUUUGCACUUGUAUAUAAAUUCACAUAGGAGAAGUUUGUAAAGGAUUGUUCAUACAGCAAUGUCAGGGCAACUUCUGUCUUUAGAUACAUGGCCCCUAGCUCUGUUGUCCUACUGCAGAACAGGGCAAGCAGGUUGGAGCUGAUUUCCCCCCCCCCCCCUCCUACAUGUAGUCCUCUCAUGACUCUAGCUAAACACUGAUCUCAUCCAGAUGACAUAAACUAGACCUGGCACCUCUAGAUGUCUCUCAACAACUCAUGUACUAAUUUUCCUCUUGCAACCCCUGUGCCAAAUUUGUUUUCAAGCAUUUAGCAUUCUUUUCAGGGUGUAUGAAUGAAUUGCCACAAGAGUCUUUUUAGCUGCAUAGCUAAUAAAAAAAACAGGACAUCACCUUUUGUUUGGAUGGCUCCACGAGAAAGCAAAUGAUUUAUUUAUUUUCAUAUAGUGGAUUAAGAUUCUUUCCAUUUUAUUAUUUUUGCUUCAUUCAAUAAAGACUAUCUUCCCAAAUCA